Molecule: messenger RNA, 1146 nt
Organism: Musa acuminata subsp. malaccensis (wild Malaysian banana)
Lineage: Eukaryota; Viridiplantae; Streptophyta; Magnoliopsida; Zingiberales; Musaceae
Product: BTB/POZ domain-containing protein At1g21780
Molecular function (GO): protein binding
Source: RefSeq, a predicted model, not a curated record
UCUGGUUUACUUCCCUGCGAGCGAGAGCGAGAGCGAGAGAGCGAUGAGUGCCGGAGUGGGAAACCCUAACGAUUCGAAGGUGGAAACGAUCGCGAGGCUGGCGCAGUGGAGGAUCGAGAGCUUUGGCCCUUGCUCCUACCGCCGCUCGGAUGCCUUCAGGCUCGGCAUCUGGAACUGGUACCUCUCGGUCGAGAAGAAUCGGUACAUGCACAUCCGGCUCUUCCCGGAGCCCUGCCGGGUCUCAAAGGAGCAGCUCCCCGUCGCUCGAUUUGUGGUUCGGGUCUUCUCCCCUUGUCUUGGCCACCGAUCCUAUGUGUCGCCUGUUUAUGAGAAGCUUCUCCGUACCAGUGAAGACUUUGUAUGGGUCACUGAUUUUAAUUCUCCUGGAUGCUUCAUAGUUGAUGUGGAGUUUCUGGACUUGAAGAUAGCUCCAUUGCACGGUGGAGAUCCUUCUUCAAUCUGGUCUAACGGACGGAUGCCGCAGACACUUUCAAGCAAAAACACUAUCCGAUGCCUCUCUCGAAUGCUCGAGGAGGGUAUCCAUGCUGAUGUUACCAUCAAAACUUCAAACGGUCUCCUGAAGGCCCACAAAGCAGUUCUUGCCGCAAGCUCUCCUGUUUUCGAGAGCAUGUUCCUGCACAAUCUCAGGGAGAAAGAGUCAUCGAUGAUCGUUGUAGAGGACAUGUCGCUGGAGGCUUGCUUGGCACUUCUUUGUUACAUGUAUGGCACAAUAGUACAGGAUCAGUUCUGGAAGCAUAGACUUGCGUUGCUCGGCGCGGCGGACAAGUAUGACAUCGGCGACCUCAAAGACUGCUGUGAGGAGAGCCUCUCGGAGGACAUCAGCUCCGACAAUGUCCUCGAGAGGCUUCAUGAGGCAUGGCUCUAUCAACUUAACAAGCUGAAAAAGGGAUGUCUGACAUACUUGUUUGAUUUUGGCAAGAUAUAUGAUGUGAAAGACGAAUUAAAUGCCUUUUUCCGCCAUGCUGAUAGGGAGUUGAUGUUGGAGAUGUUCCAAGAAGCCCUUACUGCUUGGAAGCCUGCAUGACCAUGGACUUACUGUUCUGAAGUAACUUAAUGCUUUGUUAUUAGGAGGUAUGAAUGUUCUUUCAUGAUCAAGCUAUGAAUAUUGUUGUUUCUUCUCGCUCA